GCGCAGUUCGGACCUAUUCCCAGGGACGCAGGUCGUCGGUUAGUGACAGUGAAGCUGCAUUAAUACAGUAGCUCUGCUGCCGCUGCUUCCUUUGCUAGCUCCUUCUGUGCAACUUUAGUACUCCGAAAUCGCUUUUCAGGGUUUUUAUUGCGUUUCAGAUGAACAAGUAACGGCGCUGGUCAAGCCCAUGACCCAGCAGGAGCAGAAUGAGUUCAGGGAGAGUUGGGAGGACGCUCACGCCUGGAUGCAGGCCGUCCAGGAAAGACUUAAGCUCAACGACAACACCGAAGGUCCCCGAGCGGCUCUGGAGGCCCGACUGAGAGAGACGGAGAAAAUCCACGAGUCGGAGCAGGAGGGCCGGAUGAAAAUGGACGUGGUGCUGGUGGCCGCGGACGCGCUCCUCAAGAACGGAGACGAGGAGCUGAAGAACCAGACGCACUCCAAACUUAAAGAGCUAAAGACUCUGUGGGAGGAGACGUCCACCUACAUCGUCCACUGCCACAGCCGUAUAGAGUGGGUGUGGCUGCACUGGAGUGAGUACCUGAAGGCCCACGAGGAGUUCAGGAUGUGGCUGGUGAAGGUGCAGCGUGUGGUGGAGCCUGAUCUGGAGCUGCAGCUGGGUCUGAGGGAGAAGCUGUGGCAGGUGGAGCAUCACCGCGUGAUCUGCAGCGACGUGAAGGCCCAGGAUCCGCUGCUAGAGCGCCUGCUGGACGAGGCGUCCGCGCUUUAUAACCGCACCCAGGACCCCAGCGUGGACGAGCAGGCCCAGAACACACUGCACGAGGAAUACGACAACGUCCGCACCAGGGCGGAGGAGAGGCUCCGUCUGGUGCAGAAGGUCGCAGAGGACGACGAGCAGCACCAGAGGCGCGUUCGCGAUUUCCAAACGUGGUUGGUGUCGAAAACAGAAGAAGUGAGUCGUUUCACAGAGAUCGAGGACGUUUCGGAGAAUCGACUGCAAGCCCUGCAGGUCCUGGAUGCCAGCGUGGCGGGCGAAGAAGAGACAUUACUGUACAUCGAAGGCCAGGCCGAGGCCGUGAAGGCCAACACGUCACCUGCGGGAGCCGAGCUAAUCACGGAGGAGGUGGGAGAGCUGCGGCUGGCAUGGCAGGGGCUGCGGCAGGCGCUGGUGGAGAUCCGCGCCGAGCUGGAGGGCUCCAGGGACACCCAGAGAGAGUACUACACCCGGCGAGAGGAGCUGGCAGCGGGCAUCGAGCAGCUCCGAGCCCUCGUGCGCAGAAUGAGCCAGCAGCUGGAGAAUAAAGAUGGAGAGAGGAGCGAGGAGAACAUGGUGGCUCAGUGGAAGAGCUGUACAGAUGCGAGGACGGUCCUCUCGGCCGAGGAGCCUCAGGUCGAGCAGCUCAAAGCUCAGCUGAAGGAGUUAUACCGCUUCCCGUAUGAUUCCCGAGAACUUGCUGAUGAAUUACUGACUGCGGUGAAAGAGUACCAGAGCGUGAAAGGACGCACGUUCCGGCUCUGCUCGGAGAGCGAGACAGCUCUGAAGCAGCUCCUACAGGACCCCCUGCAUGCCUUUAGUCCGUGGAGCCAGCAGGCGUCUCAGACGCUCGACACCUCGACCGAAGUCACUGACUUCUCCCACAUCGCUGUGCUCGUGCAGAACAUCGAGAAGCUGCUGAAAGACAGCGUGCUGCUGCAGGAGAGGCUGAGCUCGCUGCAGGUGAAAGCUGACCUGCUGAGCGCCGUGUUUGGCGAGGAGAAAGCCCAGAGCCUGCUGGAGGAGCUCGGUACAGACAUGAGGAAGAGAGAGCAGCUUCACAGCCAACUUCUGCAGAGGAGAACUCGACUGCAGGAAUUAAUAUCGACGACAAAGAACUUCGGUGACGCUCACGACUCUAUUCAUCAGAAGCUCGUGUCUAUAGGCGACAGGUUUCGCGCUUCAGGCGGACUUCAACCGGAUAUUCUCGCUAAAAAGAGCCAGGCCGACCAACUUAAGGUCAUUAAGAAAGAACUGGAAGACUGCGAGGCUCACAUCACCGCUCUGGAGACGCUCGUCUCGUCCAGCCCGGCUAACAGGACCAAGUUUAGGCGUCUCUAUUCCGACUGGAAGCAGCUCUAUAAAGCUGUCCGGACGAAGGUGGACGAAAGUGAGGCGGGUAUUUUGCUGCACGAGAGCUUCCAUGAGGGUCUGCUGAACGUGGAGAAAUGGCUGAUGAUCAUGAGGCAGAAGCUGGAGUCGUUCCGAGGACCGAACGGAGAGUGGAGCGUGGUGAACCGACAGCAUGAAGCAGAGAGGGCGCUGGGCGAGUUUCCAGCAAGGGAGCUGCAGCUGCACAGGACCGAAGCGCAGGGUCAAGCCGUGCUGCUGAAAACCUCCGAGGACGGCAAAGUUCACAUUCAGCGUGACCUCAGGCGCCUGCGUGAGUCCUGGAUGUCUCUCCACGCGCUCAGUCUGAACCUGUACAGACUCGUGAGUGGACGCGUGUCGGAGCUCGGUGCUUCAGGAGAACUCGACUCUUCAGUACACCCGCACCGUGCAGACGACUUCCUGGAGGGAAGCGGCGGAUCCACAAUCCGAGUCGGAGCAGACGGCCGCUCGGGAUUCGAGGACGACCUUCGGAUUUCUCCGGGCUCGCGGUCGGCCAGAGGUCCAGGAGGAUUCGGGGCUUUCGCCAAACAUGGGAGAUCCGUAACCAAACACGACGAUGCGUCUCAAACCGAGGACGGAGAGUUCAGUCCUCCGGACGGAAUCCUAUCUCCUGAUCCGACGCCGUCCGAGAACGUCCACGCAGUCUGGAGAGACGAAACGAGAGGCCGUUCCGCAGCCGACGAAGCGGACUCGAUCGCCAUUGCACGAGGAUUUCCGAGAGACGGAGGACACGCCCACGGGGCAGGAGCGGUCGGGAGAAGUGGAUCCGGGAAUCGAGGGAGAACAAGGGAAUGGGUUGAAGACCACUCGUCCGGAGUGGAAGACGUCGCGGUGCCGAGCGAAAGCCGGAGUGCAAGCGAUCCGAAACCCUCGCAUACAGAUGUUCGACCAAAACAGCUGUCUGUGUUUAUGCACGUCGCGGACGCUUCAGCUCACGGCUCCGGAGACGUCACUCAGGUGAGAGAGCGCAGACCCGACUGGAAAUCGCGCAGGAGAGAGUUUGACGCCUGGCUGCGUAAAGAGAACGAGAAACUCGCAGGGAUUACAAACGACCAAAGAGCGACGAGUACCAAAGGACUGAAGAGACGACGGAACGCACUCAAGGGUCUGCGUUCCGCCAUUCCGUGGGGUCAGGCUCAGUUCCAGCAGCUACUGCGCUCCUGGCAGACUGAAGCACAGACCGAGGACGUGGAACUGGAGGAGCUUCGCUACAGAUGGAUGCUUUAUAAAUCCAAACUGAAGGACGCUGAAAGUGUUAAAGCUCAGCUCAAACUCCAGGAUGAAGGAGUCCAGCAGGAGGAGCUCGUUCGAUCCAGAAAGCAGGAGAGCUGCUGUGGGUUCCUGUGCCGUGUGUGUCGUGUGGCUCUUCCUCUGCAGCUGCUGCUCCUCGCGCUGCUGCUCUUCGCCUUCCUCCUGCCCAUGAUGGACGAGGGCACGAGCUGCUCCAUGUCCAACAACUUCGCCCGCUCCUUCAACAUCAUGCUGCGCUACCAUGGCCGUCCGCCCACCUAAACACACACACACACACACACACACACACACACACACACAUACACACACCUAUAAGCAUCUAUACACGCACAUAUAUACAGACACAGAGCUAACCAUGUACACACACAUACCCCUACACACAUUCUCAUGGCUAUACUCGCACACACCUACACACACAUUCACAAAACUAUUUACCCCUGCACACACAUCUAUACACACAGUUAUUCAUACAUGAGCACAGCUAUAAUGCACAGGCACCUCACGUACACGUAUAUACACGUAUACACACGUAGGAACACACCUAAACACCCUGACACAGUUGUCUGCCCCAUCAGCAUCAUACUGCCUGGUCCUCUGCACACCUAAUCACACACACACACACACAGACGUGCGCGCACACAUACUUCUAUGCACACAGCUCCUUCAACAUCAGUCUCCGUCCACCUAAACACACCCCCACACACACCUACAUACAUCUAUGCACACUUAUCCAUAUUUAUCCAACAUCAAGCUCCGUCCAGCUGAACACACAGUCACACAACACCCACGCACACCUACACACACACACACACACACACACACACACACACACACGCGCGCACACUCCAACACGCUUUUUUUUUCCCCUGCUCUGAGUCGCAUCCAAAAUAUCACCAAAAUAUCUGUGGAAUGUAUACCAUAUGUACUACUAUUAUACUUUAAUAUUAUUAUUAUUAUUAUUAUUAUUAUUAUUAUUAAUACGUAUAUUAUGUAAUAUGAACGUGUUAACUUAUUCCUUUUCCAAAGAGCAAAAAAAAAAAUGUAUCAAAAAACAAGAAGCUGCAGAGAUGCACUGCAGGAAUCCGAGAUCAGUUACUGUAGCAUCAUAUUUCACACUCGGCUGGGCCCAGCAGAACCGUGUAUGCGAGUGUGUGCGUGUGUGUGUGCGUGUGUGUGUGUGGGAGGCUGGCUUUGACGCUGGCAACCUGUUCCUCACGACUCGAGCUGUCGCGCUGACUUAUUUUAUUACCGAGGAAGCAGAGUCGAGUAGCUCUUACGAGUGCCGAGACGUUUCUGAUCCGGCGUCUCGGUACACUGCGCUGUAGAAGAGUUCUAGCACGCGUGUGUUUCAAUAUUCUAUUUUAACAUGCCUUUAUUGACUUCCCGUUAUGACUCGAGAGCGCAACUCGUACGUCACACGAGAGGCCGCUAGGGACGGGCGAUAUGACGAAAAUAUCAUAUCGCAAUACUUGAAAACAUUUCUUGGAUUCAAGAUGUUUACAUUGAUUAACAAAGUGCGAUGUAUACACAGGGAGGAGAAGAAAAAAUAACCCCGCGAUAUCUUGCAAAUCUAGCAUGGUACGCAUAUGAUACGGUCAUAUAAAACAGCCCCUAGUGGCCACUUUCUGAACAAGUAUGCAACAAAAUUGGGUUACAAUCAAAUUAAAAUAGCAGCACACUUUACCUCGGCACUAAGCGUUCAGUUAAAUAUGUGAAUUUCAUUCCGCUGGUUUGCUACCUAAAGCCCGUGUGAAGGAAUCGGUUUAAAAUGAAGUAUUCUGUUGCUCUGGUUUACACUUCAACACGCCGUAUUUGUCAAUUAAAUUGCGUCAGAUCGCACUAAUUUCUGAGCAAGUCUGCGUUCAUGUCGAUUCGACUGUUUGACGCGUCUAGAUAUCAGCUAGCAAAUUAUACGCAAGUUAUUACAGUAACAGGAGCUAAACUUAAGAUGGCGUCUGGGAUUUCCUCAAGCGGAAGCUGAUGAGGUAAUGUUAAAAAAAAAAAAAACGUUACGGAAACAUCCAUCUGACCGUAAAACGUUUGGUUAGCCAUCGACUAAAAAAAAGCUUUGUUUAAAAAAAAUAAAUACAUAAAGUGUCAGUAAUGUGUAAAUCAGUAGCAGACGAGCCAAAGAUCGACGUUCACUAUGCAUUAUUUACAAGAAAGUUGCUACGUUGUUUUUUUGUUUUUUUUUAUUUGUAGCUAAGAAUUUUAGCGUAUACGUUUUUACGAAACCGCUAGGUUAACUUAAAAGGAUCUUUUUGCUUGUGAUUCAACUAAAGAAAAGAUUUGUAUAUACAUAUCGUACAAGCUACAUAUAAUGAAAUAACCUAAAAUUUGACAUUUUAAAAUAUGAUCUUCGAUGAAUUGGUCAAGUCAGCUAGCGAAUUUCCCGUAGCGGUGAACGCGGUUCGUAAUCCGGACGUCAUCUUAAAACAAUUUUUUUUUAAAAAAAAACUACAACCAAAUACCACGCUAGCUAUCGAAGUUAUCUUAUUAGCUUAUGGAAUACGUUUUAUUUCACAAAAAGUAGCUAGCUAGUUUGCUAGCUUAUCUCAUACCGAUAUUAGCGAUGAUGUAGCUAGCAUCGUCCAUCGUCCUCCCAUCAACGCAACACCAACUCGCUUAUUCGAUACGACGCUAGUGCGAGUUUCGAAAUCUUUUAUUAUUAUUUAAAUGUUUUUAAUUGAUUUCUUUCCGGCACAUGAGAAGAAGAAUGUCUGCGUUUGAAAGUCAGUAUGCACGUGCGUUUACAUUCAGCCGGUUUCUUUUCGUGAGCUGUUCUGAAGGGUCCAGCCUGUGGAGUGAAAAAUGGUCCAGCAUGACGAGUAUGUCCUCGCUUUAAAACGUUCUCUUCUUUUUCUUUUUUCUUUUCUUUUACCCCCGGGUCCUGCGUUUUUAAUUUAUUUAUUUUUCCUCUGGCGUGCUCUUCUCAGCGGGCCGACCGUUGCUACAGCAACCGGGACCAAAUUUAGUUGCUCUAUUAGGAUCCCACCAUAAAGGUCUAUUGUUAGAGCAGCUGUCUGAGAGAUUAUUAGGACGGUUCUGUAUAACUCGGAGUAUACGGCUUCUCUUAUGCAGAACGACGGGGGGCCGGCCCGAGCCUGCCGGAGCGCGUGCGCGUGGGUACAGUGCGUGCGUGUCCUUUAAGGAGAACUACAGGAAGCUCAGGUGGAUUUUGUAUUCGAAAGCAGUGUUAAACAUGUCGGAAUAUUUCUGUCAUGCCUCAGAAAAACAAGACGACUUUAUUUACGCGUUCUUUUAAACUAUGUUAUGCAACAACGACGAAAAGAAAGCACAUGCUCAUGAAGAAUCUUUAAAGUCACCCAAAACUUUCUAUAUUCAGAAAUCUUUUUUCGGCGGCAUCGAGUUUCGCGGAACUGACACCAUUCAACGCGUCACCGUGAAGAAUGACGGCGAGCGAUCGAAUCGCGCGGCCGAAUCGAGCGAAGAUGGCAGUCACGGAUACCGAGUUGAAUUUUUAGGUGACAUAAAGUGAGCGCGCCCCAAAAGCACGCGAGAUGGAGAGGAGGGGGCGGGGCUUUCGGGCGGUGUAGGUUAUUAUCGGAGGUUUCACAACUCGUACACAGCCGUCAUCGAUUUCAGAUUUCUUCAUGGUUCCUCUGAUCGUCCCUAUUUUACAUCGGAGGAGAAAAAGACGGCCCUUUUGGCAGAGUUAAAACUCCGCAGGUCGUAAACGGUGGCAUUCCGGCGCGGAGACGCGUAAAAGUCGGCAGGUCCGUAAUCUAACGCGUGUAUGAUUGGAGUCAACGUCACUGGCAGUAUAAAAUCGAUUCGAUCGCUAGAUCGGCCCAGUGACAUCGGGAAAGUCCGGUCAAACACAACGUGCCCGUGUUAAUCAGAUCCAUUCAGAGCCGAAGAGGACGCGAGUUCCAAUAUUUACACCCGGAGGAAGAUUUCAGUAACGUAUCGUAGGGUAACUUCGGCUAAUUCGAGUGGAUUUUUAAUCACGGAUCGCGUUAACAUUCAAUACAAGUGACUAGUCCUAGGUUUAACGCCACUGGAUGUUCAUUAACGCAGUACGUAAUGGUAAUUAAAGGAACCUCGACGAUAAGGUGUCAGUUCACUUAAAUAUAUGAACACCCCCAGCUGUAUAAGCUCCGCCCCUUUUGCCCGGUAAACCAGUGUUACACCGCCUGCGUUUGAACAUAAUAGGCUGUUACGUUGUACGAUGCGAUAACACUCUCCUGUCGCGUGGUAUCAGGACCGAUUUUUCUAAUAAGAUAUCCAUCUCCUGUCUUUCUUAAAGAGCAACACCAACGACCUGUAUUCCUAUUUUGUGUUAACGGCUGCUGAAAAUCUUUCAAUUGUAGAACGAGAGAGAGAAUAAAUGGGAUUAUUACGUGUACAUAACUUGAUAUGUUAUGGGGAAAACUCUCAUUUGGUUUCUUUUAGUAGCAUCAUGAACCGUAGUGACGUUAUCAGGGUUUCACGUUAAACCGAGUAGCGGAGUAGCACCGACGAACGCCACGUUAUUUGUUUACGAUAUUCAGCGCUGUCGGACGCUCGAUCCUGAUUGGUCAGAAGGUGUAGAUGAAUUUUUCUAGCCGCAAGGUUUGUUAUUGCGUUUCUUCUAAUACGUUAUCGUUUUGCCGUAACGUGACGUCCUACUACGACAACUUACCCAGGCGGACGCUUUGCAGAAACGGAUAUUUAAAAACUCGCGUAUUCGCAUCGAUGGAAGGAGUCUCCGGUUUUAGCGUGUUUUUUUUUUUUUUUUUUUUUUUUAGCGUAGUCGGACGUAAAGUCGUAAUUUUACGUUUUAAAACACAGGAAAGUCUUUGCAGUUUCUCUGUAGCAUGACGAGUAAGGCAAAGCUAGCUAGUGCUACGUAGUGCAUAGGGACUGGCAGUGACCAAAAUAAAGUUUAAAAUUAUUUUGUUUUGUUUUAUAUUUUUCAGUCAUUUCAUUGGUGUUGCUCUUUUAAAAAUGCAGAAAAGCCCCAGCGCCGAUUCUAAUCGCACACACGCUUUAACUUUAAAGUUCAGGGUGACUUUAACGUAGAACUUUGUUAAUACUUGAUACCUGUGUAACCGAAACCUCAGUACAGUCGACUGCACUUAAUCAGCUGUAACGUGUUCUAGAACCGAAAUGUAGAAGUUUUGCGUAUCCGUGCGCUCCUUUACGUUGCUCAUCUUUUCCCGAACCCUGUAGGAGUCCUGUAUGGCGGAUGUGUACUCGGACGCGAUACCGUGCUCAUCUAUAACACUGUGCGAGAAAAUAUUUUCAAAACGGAGUCAGUUAUGCAAAUCGUCUGAGGAUUUCUAUUUUCUUUUCGCGUAGAGGCUUUCGAUGUUAAACGUGUGCUAAGUUAAGAAGAAAAACCGUAUGUCCUAUUAAAAUGACAAGGUUCAUGCUAUUUUCAUACGAUAUUUUGAACUGUGUAACAUGCUCUAUUACAACUUAAAGCUGAUAGACUGUAUUUAACCAAUAUUUUUGUAUUUCAUCCAUGGCAAUAAAUAUGUAACAUGUA
Messenger RNA from Ictalurus punctatus (channel catfish), 8852 nucleotides. It is a transcript of the gene syne3, whose product is annotated as spectrin repeat containing, nuclear envelope family member 3. Gene Ontology annotation, biological process: nuclear migration. Gene Ontology annotation, molecular function: actin filament binding. The record is from RefSeq and is a predicted model, not a curated record. Bases 188 to 3619 code for a protein of 1143 amino acids. Lineage: Eukaryota; Metazoa; Chordata; Actinopteri; Siluriformes; Ictaluridae. Gene Ontology annotation, cellular component: nuclear outer membrane; cytoplasm; meiotic nuclear membrane microtubule tethering complex. The transcript is spliced from 18 exons.